Hyalella azteca is the source of this 783-nucleotide messenger RNA. RefSeq lists its product as uncharacterized. The record is from RefSeq and is a predicted model, not a curated record. The transcript has a single exon. Gene Ontology annotation, molecular function: RNA-DNA hybrid ribonuclease activity; nucleic acid binding. Bases 1 to 783 code for a protein of 260 amino acids. Lineage: Eukaryota; Metazoa; Arthropoda; Malacostraca; Amphipoda; Hyalellidae.
AUGCAUCUACAAAACAUGCAAACUCAAUACAUUUACACCGACGGCUCCAAGACGAACGACGCAGUGGGAUGUGCAGCUGCGGCCGACGCAGCGGCGGUGUCAAGACGACUCCGUUCUAACUCGUCAAUCUACACCGCUGAGCUUGUCGGUAUCAGCUGUGCCCGUAGCCUCAUAGAUGAACUGCCAGAAGAUGACUUUACCAUAUUUACAGAUUCCAAAAGCGUGAUGCAGGCUCUGAGAGUAUAUAAUAGCAGCCACCCCAUCGUCCUGGAGAUCCUGAAGGGGUUGGUGCGCCUGGCGGGGGCAAGGAGAGCGGUGAGCGUCUGCUGGGUGCCCGGACACGUGGGGGUGCGAGGCAACGAGAGGGCGGACGAGGCGACGAUAGAAGCCGCCUCAUCGGACCAGGCGAUCCAUAGUGAGCAGGUCCCUUGCCGGGACCACUACCCUAUCAAGGCAAGCAUCCGCCAUAUCUGGCAGGAACAGUGGCUGAACGUGAGAAGCAAAAACCGGACCACAAUAAAGGACUGUGUACAAGAAUUGAGUUCAUCGUACCAGAAAUCCCGGAAGAUGGAGGUAGCACUGUGCAGACUAAGGAUCGGCCACACGCGCCUCACUCACAGCUACCUGAUCGAACGUCGUCCAAUGCCGUAUUGCAAUGAUUGUUUGGUACCUCUGACGGUCUGGCAUAUUAUGGCGGAAUGCCCGAGCCACAGAGAUAAGCGGCAAAAUUACUACCCCAACAGUACUGCUCUCAGCUCCAAUGAAAUGCUGUCUAGAUGCUGA